This is a messenger RNA of Salvelinus namaycush (lake trout), 1659 nucleotides long. RefSeq names its product keratinocyte-associated protein 2-like. The record is from RefSeq and is a predicted model, not a curated record. The transcript is spliced from 5 exons. Lineage: Eukaryota; Metazoa; Chordata; Actinopteri; Salmoniformes; Salmonidae. The coding region runs from base 134 to 544 and encodes 136 amino acids.
ACGUAUGCCACCUCUCACCGGUUCCGGGUAGCAGAAACGGAGCUUGUUCCUGGAGCUGCCUGUGUUUUGAAAGGAUAUCGAAAACGCAUGAUCUUUUGUGUCAAAAACGUAAUUAUUGAUAAAAUAUCAAAACAUGGCGGUGAACACAGGCACAUCCCUGGUUCUGUCCAGUCUGUUCUCUGUGUUGGUGUUUGCUGGGAUGCAGAUGUUCAGCAGACAGCUGGGCUCUACAGAGUUGCUCACCAUCCUGGGAGGCUUCCUGGGCUCUGUCCUCUUCAUCUGCUCCCUCACUGCCUUCAGUAACCUGGAAAACCUCAUCUUCGGCAAGGGAUUCCAGGUCAAGAUCUUCCCAGAGAUCCUGGUGUGCCUGUGCCUCUCUCUGUUUGCCUCUGGGCUGGUGCACCGUGUGUGUGUCACCACAUGUCUGAUAUUCUCUCUGUUCGCCCUCUACUACAUCAACAAAGUGUCUGCUGCUCUGUACCAGGCAGGCGUUCCCACGGUAAUGCCAGCCAAGGCUGCCAGCAAGGGCAAGAAAAAGAACUAAGUCACUAAUUAGAUCAAACUUUCAUACCGUCAUCCAAUCAGCAUCCACUACAACGGCUAACCAGUCAAGGGAGAAAUGGUGUAGGUUAGCCAAUGACAGCGUACCCCAGUUUCCAUUUUGUAGGUCGUGCCAACCAGCGUUCUUACAUAUUUUCCUUGACUUCUUAACUCUAUGAUCACUGAUCUCCAAGGACUGGACAUCUCUCAGCACUAUAGAUAGCCUGAGACCUACCCAGCCCAUCCAUACACUGUUCUCAGCACUAUAGAUAGCCCGAGACCUACCCAGCCCAUCCAUACACUGUUCUCAGCACUAUAGAUAGCCCGAGACCUACCCAGCCCAUCCAUACACUGUUCUCAGCACUAUAGAUAGCCCGAGACCUACCCAGCCCAUCCAUACACUGUUCUCAGCAGUAUAGAUAGCCUGAGACCUACCCAGCCCAUCCAUACACUGUUCUCAGCACUAUAGAUAGCCCGAGACCUACCCAGCCCAUCCAUACACUGUUCUCAGCACUAUAGAUAGCCCGAGACCUACCCAGCCCAUCCAUACACUGUUCUCAGCAGUAUAGAUAGCCUGAGACCUACCCAGCCCAUCCAUACACUGUUCUCAGCAGUAUAGAUAGCCUGAGACCUACCCAGCCCAUCCAUACACUGUUCUCAGCACUAUAGAUAGCCUGAGACCUACCCAGGCCAUCCAUACACUGUUCUCAGCACUAUAGAUAGCCUGAGACCUACCCAGGCCAUCCAUACACUGUUCUCAGCACUAUAGAUAGCCUGAGACCUACCCAGGCCAUCCAUACACUGUUCUCAGCACUAUAGAUAGCCUGAGACCUACCCAGGCCAUCCAUACACUGUUCUCAGCAGUAUAGAUAGCCCGAGACCUACCCAGCCCAUCCAUAAACUGUUCUCAGCAGUCAUGAGGCCUGGGGUGGAGGAAAGGAAGUAGUUUGGGAUCUAGCCAGAAUCAUGUCUCUACAUUCCCUACAUCAUCCCCAUGUACUGAGCACUUGUUUCAAACUGCUUGUCUACAGAUCCAUAUUUUUGAUUGAUUGUCCUUUUUGUUUUGGUAUGAAAACUUUGUUGUUAAGGGAAUUUGUAAUUAAAACCCAUUGAAAAUAG